AUGCAAUCCAAGAAUGACGGGUAUCUCCCCAAGAAGCCAAACUCCGCUUUUCAGACUCCGAAAAUGCUACAGUAUGCUCCUUAUAUGCAAUGCAACGUAAAACUCUAAUCGUAAGUCCCGUCCGUCACCCCCUCACAGGUUGAACCCACGCUACCGGGUACUCUCUUCCAGAACAAACAUACAAAAAUUACUACCCGCCAAAAGGGGUCCUCCUGGUGCUCUAUACACGAGAGGCCAUGAAGAGAAAUAUUCCAGCCUGGUAGGAACAAUGAUAAAAAACAGUCCCUGCAGAGUAUUGCCUCACUUGCAAGACCACAUACAUCUUGGGCUUGCAAUCAUUCAAGGACAAUCACCUGUCGUUGAGGUUGUACCGGGCGAAAUCGAUAAACGGGGCGUGGUUCCAUACUCCGAUCAUGAACAAGUAUUGGAACUUGAUGAUUAG
Messenger RNA from Hymenoscyphus albidus, 442 nucleotides. NCBI's taxonomy places the organism in Eukaryota, Fungi, Ascomycota, Leotiomycetes, Helotiales, Helotiaceae. The record is from the annotation of a GenBank genome assembly.